AUGUAAAGUUAAUUGGCAAAUUAUAAGUUUGUGAGACUUGCUGAGGAAACUAAGUUGCAGCAGAGGGAUAUUAGAGUAGCUAAGUCAAUCAUAGAUAGCAUUGAAUAGAUUUAAACUGAACAACAUACAAUAAACAGAUGGGUCUUUGAACUUUUGUAAAAUGCUGUAGAUUCUUGCUGUCCUGACAGAAAACUCUUGGUAAAAUUUAGGUUGACAAAAAACUAUCUUGAGUUUUCUCAUAAUGGUAAAGCUUUCAACCUAGAAGAUAUAAUAAACUUGAUUGAGUAAGGUUCUAGUAAAGAGAGACUUAAUUCUGAGACUUAUAUCAAUGAAAAUUAAGGUAAACUCAAUUAAAUUAAGACUAACUAAACUAUAGCAAACUCAAGCAAUACUAGACAAAAGAUUGGAAAAUUUGGAACAGGAUUUUUAACAACAUACAUUCUAUCUAAGAGAGUUAAAGUCAUAGGAGUAUUCAAGCAUGAAUCUGAUGAUUCUAAUCAAGGUGAAUCGAUACCAGAGUUUCGUGAGUUUGAACUUACACUGAACAGAGAUGCAGAACAUAUUGACUGGAUGGUGAGAUAAAUACAAGAAUCUUCUCAAAUCUUUAAGGAACUAAGCCAUCUCGACACAAUAUAAGAUUAUGAAGAAGGAGAAAAUCUCGAUACUAAAUUUAUUUAUGAGCUUAAUGAUUAAACAAGAGAGAAUGCUGUCAAGGGCUUAGAGGUUUUAAGAAAUGCAAUGCCAUACAUUCUUUUAUUGAAUAGAGCUAUCCAUUCAAUCACUAUAGAGAAUAAAAUUUAGUAAUCAUGUCAAAUUUAUGAGGUGUAUGCUGAUGAACUUAAAUCACAUUAAAAAACAAUAAAAAUUGGCAAAAAAGUAUUUCCACUUUCCAUAUUGUAAUUCUACAUUGAUAAAGAAGAGAAAUCUGAACUACUUUUAAUUGAAGGGGAGAAGUCUUCACUAAGUUGUGAGAUUAAAUUUGAAGAUGGUUAUUAUGUCAUUAAAAAGGAUUCUGAUAUACCAUUAGUAUUUGUUGACUUUCCUUUAUUUGGAUUUGAUGCUUUGCUAGCAUCAAUUGUAUUUAAUUCUAGAUAGUUAAAGCCAAAUGAGAAAAGGACUGGACUCAUUUUAGAUCAAGGCACAAAAGGAAAAUAAAACAAGGAAAUAUUUUAAGAGAUGGUCAAGCUAUAUCAAAUUCUAAUUGAUUUUGCAUUAAUAUAAAACUUCAUUAGUUUCGAGAACUUGUUCAUUUAAUCAUAGAAAAAUAUCUUAAUCAAUAAUCAAAUCAAGGACUAAUUAUUUAUUCCCUGCAUUUAGCAUUGUAUUGAUAAGCAAAUAAUCAGAACUAAUAAAAUCAAUAAAAGAUCAAUUGUUGAUGAUAUCUACAUUCCCAAUAUUUGGACUCAUACUCAGUUCAGUAAAAAAAAAGAAAAUGAGAUUGAGUAAUUUAAUAUUCUCUCUGAAAUAAUUGACUCUUUGAAUCAAUUUAGCUCAGAUCAAAUAAUUUUAAAGGAAAUAAACUAUGUUAAAGAGUGUAUUGCAGUUUUUAACCAUCCAGAAUGGUCAAAGAAAAUAAACCCCAAAAAUAGAAUAUGUAUUGAUUAAAUAAUAGAGUUUAUUCAUAGUUAGAAAUCCUUGAAUAAUUUAAUUCUAAAGAAGAAUGAUCCAUAUGAUUUUCUCAAUAAGGUUUACUCCUAUGUUAUCAGAUUUCUAGAUUCUUAAUAGUUCACUGAGUAUUUUGUAAAAAGAUCAAUUUUACCAAACAGAGAUGGAAACUUUUGCUCAAUUUUUUAGCUAAAGUUAGAUGACUAAAUAGAUUAAUUUUAUCUUGACCUAUGCUAUCAAUAUCAAUAUGAUAUAAAAUAAUCUCUAGUUUCAAAUAAAAUUGAAGUUCCUUUUUCAGAAAGAUUUCUAAAGUAUUCAUUCAAAGAGUUAGAAAAUGUAAUAAUUUCAUCUAUAGUCAAAGUUCUUUAAAAUUCAGGAAGACUAUUUAAAUAAUACUACGGCACAUUUCUAAAAAUUAAAAAGGCUAAAAAGCCCAAAUUCUUAUAACUCAAUAUUUCUCAGAACUAAGAUUGUCUAAUUUUUUCAAGUCUAGAUAAAUUAGAGCUAUUCUGCUUCAAAAUAUUAAGCCUUCAAAAAAUUGGUGAUUUAAUAAAUGAGGACGAUAAGAAAUUAAACUAAUUUCAAAAGAAACUAAUUGAAUUAGUAAAGACUACAGUUUUAAAAGAUAAAAUCUAGCCAAUCUAAAAUGUAAAUUUGAUAUCACACAAUUUGGUAAAAAUCUGCUAGGAAUUCGUUCUUACUUUGCUUUCAGUUAAAAUUAAAUCUUGUAGCAAUGUUAAAUCACUGAGAACUUUGAUUAAGUAAAAUUCUGAGAGCCCAGUUUAAGACUAGCAUGUGUAUAACUUCUUAUGCAGCUUUUAUGAGAUUGCCAAGGAUAGGUACAAGCUUCUAACUAAAAAUGCUAUUAUCACUCCUAAACUUAUUCCUAAUGAAAUAGGAAACUUCAUGAAGGGCUCUUUUCAAGUGAAAUAGAGAUCAAUGCCUAUCAUUAGUUUUAACAUUAUUGACUAGGAUCCUACAAUAAUCAAUUUAGAUGGUAUAGAGUAGCUCUAUAAAUAUUAUGUUACCUUUACCUAAAAUGGAAAAGACCAAUAUGAGUCCAAAGUUGUGAACAGAAGAUUAAACAAUUCUUUGAUAAAAAGCUAUAAUUUACUCAAUCUUGAAACUCAUGUUAGGAGCUAAGCUAUCAAAACUCUAAGUGUCAAAGAAAUUUGCCAAUCAUUAGAUAAUCAUAUCAUUAAUACUUGUAACAACAGGCUUUACAUCAGACAAAAUGAGGAAUUUUUCAAUAAUUUCGAAAAUCUUUACUCUUCCACUUUUUCAAGCCAAGAAGAAGAGCAUUACUUCCCUUAGUAUACAAAGAGGAGACUUGAGAUAAUAGUGGAAUUGAGAUAGACUGGUGAUGUUACCAAAGCAAUGCACAAAAUCUUCUGCAACAAGUAGGAAUAGCUAUUGUUUAAUCUUGUAGAAAUUGAUCCCUGUAUAAAUACUAUUGCCCUUUAGGUCCUUUAACUAAUGAGAAAAUUUGAGAACUAACCCAAAGUAUUUCAAAAUUUAUUAAAAGAGUUAUUGACUGACUACUAGGGUGCUGAAAUUGAUGUCAAUGACAUCAUCACACUAAUUGAGAAGGUUUAAUAACUCAAAACUUUGAAGUGGCAGAAGAUGAAUGGAACUAAUUGA
This is a messenger RNA of Stylonychia lemnae, 3246 nucleotides long. The record is from the annotation of a GenBank genome assembly. Lineage: Eukaryota; Ciliophora; Spirotrichea; Sporadotrichida; Oxytrichidae.